Mercenaria mercenaria is the source of this 6169-nucleotide messenger RNA. RefSeq lists its product as uncharacterized. Bases 290 to 1213 code for a protein of 307 amino acids. NCBI's taxonomy places the organism in Eukaryota, Metazoa, Mollusca, Bivalvia, Venerida, Veneridae. The record is from RefSeq and is a predicted model, not a curated record. The transcript has 5 exons.
GAAAUACACCAUAAAAUGUACAAACAAGGAACAUUUUAAUAACGUGCUUGCUAAUAUUCUCUGAUUAGCUCAUUUACUUACACAAAGAGGAAGUUUUAUACCAGCAAGAAGUGUGUCGUGCAUUAAGUUUAUCCUCUUCACAUAUACACUUAUAUUAACUUGGACUUCCAGCUAGGUCAGAGACGGAUAUUUUGCGUAUUUCAUGAUAAACAAACUGGACUUGUGUAUUUCAUAAAAAACAAUGGACACAUUGAAGUAAAAGUGAUUACAGACAAAAAGUAAUACAGUUAUGAAGUGUGGAUUUUAUUUGUUUUUUCUGUGGUGUAUGACAUUUUGUCUUCAGAGGGCAGAUGCGGCAUACGGAAAAACUGAAGUCAAAGAUGGUGAUGUGAUAAGGCCGCGUAUGAACAUUUUGAAAAAGAAGUACCUGAAGAAUACCGACCAAACAUGGACUCUGGUAGCCAAUACAGGACACUGGGCGCUCGUGUUUCACUACCUGUCGAUCGAAAAGUCUUCAAAUUGCCAGCAUGAUUACCUAGAAAUUCAGGAACACGAUUAUAAUAUGAGCGAUACUGUUCAUGCCCCAACGAGAUACUGUGGCGAAAUAACCCCUAUGCCGUACAUAUCAAAAACAUCCCGAAUAACAGUACGUUUUAUCUCGGACAACAUUUGGGAACUAAAAGGUUUCAACAUAACAGCCAUUUACGGUGAACAAAAAGAAGCUCUGGAGUCAAAGGUUCACGAGAUGUUGAACAAGUAUACAAUCACUUUAGCACUGGAGGCAGAAGAGAAAAAUGAAGACAGCAAAGACAGCAAAGGAGCAAUUUUCUACGUUUUGAUUGGCUCUUCCGUUGCCGCGCUUGUUUUGUUUUUUAUCCUGCUUGCCUACUUUGUCAUUGCAAUGCGCAAACAGAUUUAUACGCAUAAAACACGGGUACCAAAACUGUACUACAUUUCCGGUGCUUCGCAGACGAAUUAUAGAGGGCCAUCUCCUACAAGACGGGAACCAUUUGUAAGGUUAAACUCCGGAACUCCUGCAUUAAAAAGUCCCCAAGAAUUGUGUAAAACGGGUAAAAGAUAUUCAAAAGAGAAGAAAGCCGCGAAGCCAGUUGCUACUGACACGACGGCAGUUAAAUUUGUUGAGCCAAGUUGCAGAUGUCAGCAUAACAAUUUAUAUGUUUCAAAUGCCUUGGUCCAUGUGUGCCGAAAUUAACUAGCCACUUACUUCGAUUAUGUCAUUAAGAGGAAGAAGGGUAUAUGGUGGCAUCACGUUUGGAAUUUCCUGUGAAUUUUUAGUUUGUUUUUUUUCUCUAGAAAACAUUACGUUAUGAUUCAACCUGAAGCCAUGACAUUUUAUACAUAUGUGAAUUACUUUGAUGCUAGUCUGUAUCACGCAAAAGACAUUUGUAUCAUUUUGUGUACAAUAUGUAGUCAUUGGCAUAGCUUCUUUAUAUAUGUCUGAAACUUUUAAGCAAUUGCAUUUAAAUGCGUAGCUUUACGCGAAAAUAUAUGAGCCGUGCCAUGAGAAAAUCAACAUAAUGGGUUUGCGACCAGCAUGGAUCCAGACCAGCCUGCGCAUCCGCGCAGUCUGGUCAGGAUCCAUGCUGUUCGCUAAUGGUUUCUCUAAUUGCAGAAGGCUUUAAAAGCGAACAGCAUGGAGCCUGACCAGACUGCGCGGAUGCGCAGGCUGGUCUGGAUCCAUGCUGGUCGCACACCCACUAUGUUGGUUUUCUCAUGGCACGGCUCAAUUAUGUUACGGGAAGGAAGCUUAUCUAUAUUUAGAAUGCAAUGCAAAGCACAUAUUCUGCCAAAACUCAUGUCCAUUUACCACCCCCACCCUUGAUCACCGUGUGAUAACUCGUGUCCAUGUACCACCCCCACCCUUGAUCACUGUACCUAUACAUAAGUUUUAACACGAGACAGUAUACUCACAUUUGUUUCAAAAUUUGUAUUCUAACAAGACCAGGAAAUAACCUACAAACGCAAAGAAGAAAAUUAGUCUACGGUUAUUUAAGAAAUAAUAAGUUCCCAAGCGUGGUUUAUCGCAAAAUAUUUACAUUCUCCCUAUUCUUUUCCAUUGAAAAUUAUGACGUUCAUUUCGUAUGAACAGCAAAAGAAAAGGUGCGAAAUUUACGUCAUUGCUGCAUAGUGAUAACCGACCGCUGUUUUGACGUCCGCGUAUAGUCAGGGAGAACGUUCCUUAGAUGACGUCGCAGAUAUUCCGUGUGUUGAACAGAAUGGCCGGGAAGCUGAUUUUAUUGUUAAAUGCCACAAAAUAUGUGCAAUUUAUAAUAUUAUAUUGUUUACAAAUGGAGAGGAAAUAUAAUGUAAAUAUAAGAAAUGAAACUAUUUUUUCGGUGUUCAUGCGAAAUGAACGACAGAAUAGGAUUGGCAAAGGACUUCGGACACUUUCUAGCCUAUAUGAAUUUGCCUACUCCAAGAGUGAAAAAUAAACUACUAAGAAAUAAGUAUUUAAUUACAUAUGCCAUCAAAAUACAUAUUUGAGAUUAUUUCUUAAAGUCAAAUUUUCAAUAUUUGUUUCAUAGAACAGUGAUUUUUGUUCUAAAUAGAAUUACGUACCCUGUUAUAUAGAUAUAAAAAGUGUUUUGCUUUAUACAACAUUGUUCCCACCCGCGCAUCAAAACCAUAUUUGGCCAGCAUAUGUAGAUAUUAAUUAUACACAUUUUCUGUGACUAUUGUGUUGAUGCAAUGGGUGGAACAGUACUUUUAAACAAAAAAUACUUUACAUUUGGGAACACCCUGUAGUUAUAACCAAUACUUUUUAUAUUCAUUUUUAAUAAAUUGAUUGUCACAUAUUUUUACAUCUGUUUGUAACUCAAAUACUAUACAAAUGUUUGAACGGGUACACAUAGGCAUGUUAUACAUGUAAAGUAGUGAAAGAAGCAAAUACUGUGAAUUCAUUAUUAUUCGUUGGGUUAAAUUUUAAUUGGCUUAUCCUGGUUGUUUGUUGCAGUAGAUUGACAAAUAUGUGUUUUAACAUACUUGCAACACACCAGGUAAUCUUCUGCAUGUCCCCCUUCCCUCCACCUCGCGACGCGCACGCCACUGAGGAUGUAAUUUGUUUUCCAUUUUGUUUUUAUUACUCUUUUGUAUUUCUUAUAUAUUUUUCAUUUCUUUAUUUUUUCAUAUUCUGUGCGUUGAUAUAUAUUUUUAUUUUAUCUUCCUUCUGUGAAAACUGAAUUGAAGAAUGUUCUUUGCGGCGGACUAGGCCUAAACACCACAAAAAAGAGGCAAUAUGUGCACAGCAGUUAAUCUGAUCCUGACUAUAAUCUAUCCAACAGAAAUACCGCUUGGCAUUGAUAUGCCUGUGAUGCAUAGGUCAAGAACAGUAGUUUCAUGGCAGGUCAUAUCAGUGACGGUUUCACAUUCAGUGUGAUGCCACGAAAGUGAUGUGUCAAGUCGCUUUCCAUGCAGAUGGCAUAUAUAAAUACGGCUAGACGCGAAAAUGAACUAAAAGGUCCAGCCGAGUUUCAGGUGGAUUUUUUAUGCAGCGACCUGGAUACAUUUUUAUUACAAGUUUAAGCCAAAUGAGCCGUGCCAUGAGAAAACCAACAUAGUGGCUUUGCGACCAGCAUGGUUCCAGACUAGCCUGCGCAUCUGCGCAGUCUGGUCAGGAUCCAUGCUGUUCGCUUUCAAAGCCUAUCGGAAUUAGACCAACCGUUAGCGAACAGCAUGGAUCCCGACUAGUCUUCGCAGGCUGGUUUUCUCAUGGCACGGCUCAUUUGGCUUAAACAUGUAAUAAAAAUGUAUCCAGGUGGGCAUUUUAGUUCGUUUUCGCGUCUAGCCGUAUUUAUAUAUGCCAUCUGUUGGUUUUCUCAUGGCGCGGCUCAAAUGUUAUCUGUGCCACUGGUACUUAUAUAUACCAAACAAGAACCAACCCUACGGCCUCGAUAAGAUGACUGCCUUUUCUUAGUAUUAAUGUUAUGCAGCACACAACUAUCUGCCAUCACUUAUAACAGAACUAUACAGGCGUGUACAUGUACUUAAAUAACUACCUGAACCACUGUAAUAAAACUGACCGGUCACUUAUACAUGUAUACCUAUUCACAAAUGUAAUGCUUCAAUACCUUUACAUUACGAACAGUGUAUAGAUAAAUCAAGUACAGGUUGUUUGCAAAAAUAUCGUUGUAUUUUUUAUUUAUUUAUAGGAUUUUAAUCUUAAAAUCUUAUUUUUUCCUUAAAUAAAAUGAUUUUGUCACUUUAUUCGACUGGAAUUCAUAUAUUUAAAACUUCCGUAAUGUGAUGACAUUAUAUCUUUACGGAAAAUAAACAUUUUAUUUUUUCAAGAAAAUAUACCCUGGCCUAGUUAAAAUUAGAAAAACAUCUUGAUAGGAACAGAUACAAACCAGUUUCUGCUGUAAUAAGUUAACUAACACAUUGGUUUAUCAUUGACUCGAAACGAUUUGGGUAUUGUUUAAAUACUUAAUGGGAAUUUUGCCUUCAAAAUGUAGGCUAGAAGCAUAUGAUAGUGUCCGAAGUCCUUAAAAAUGAAUCGCUAGCGCGAUUCAUGGAUAUGCCGAUCCUAUUCUGCCGUUCAUUUCGCAUGAAUACUGAAAAAAAAAUCAUGUCAUUGCUUAAAUAACCGUUGAUUGACUUUCUCUGUAUGUGUAUAUAGGCCAUUUGCUGAUCGUGUUAGAAUUUGCGAUAGCCCAUGCGCGUGCGUGUUUUGGCUGCUACGUAUGCCGCCCCCACCCCCAGCCCCAAUCCGCGUGCAGUUCUAUUUAUGAAUGGAAGUCAAGUUACGUUUGUAAAUACUAGCGUAUUUUCGUGGGAAGGAAUUUCAACAUCAAAACCAAAUGCGUAGUAGGCCUACGUCGUAAAAAGUAGAAACCAUUUCAGUAUAUCGUGUUAGAAUCGAAAUAACAAAUUCCCAACUGUGAUUUGUCUAGAAUAACCCGAGUUUUUCGUUCUUAUGCGAAACAAUAUACCAUUCAGUCCUACGGCCUUCGUGAUAUAUUCUUACGCAUAAGAACUCAAAACACUGGUUAUUCUACGAUAAUCCACACUUGGCAAUUUAUUAUUUCGUAAAUAUACCUUCGGGAGGAUCUCUAGAAUUGAAAUAAAAGCGGGUAAUAGUAAAUUAAACGUGACUUCCAUCCGUUCGUAACUGCCGUUCAAGCCAACACACGUAUAAAUAUUUCCCGGCAAAAAGUAGUUAUAGAUCUUUAUACAAAGGCUUUGAAAGAAUUGUCACGAAUAUUUCUUUUCUAAAUGUACUGAUUUUUUAACAAUUUCCACGUGUUCAUCGUGUGUAUAUCGCUAAGUUACUGUCGUUUGGCAAGUUAAUUCAAAAAUAUUUAUCACAAGCAAUGAAUUGUCAUUAAAUAAGAACAUUGUUUGGGAGUUCAGAUCUGAAGUCUAUUCAAGAGAAAAUCACGAAAUCAAGGAUCAUGGUCUAGAUUCUUGACGACAUCCACCAAGUAAUCAACUGUUUUGUGUUGUUUUCUUUUCAACAGGACAGCUUUGACGUUUGACACUAUGACGUAUAGUGAUUUUGUUGUAUAAUAACACAGCAGUGUUAGUCGUCCUUCUUUAAUAGCUUGAAUGUCGAUCAUAUUCUGUCUUUCAUUUUGAAUGAAAUUGGAAAAUAAAUUAUUUCUUAUAUUUACAUAAUAUUUCUUUUCCAUUUAUUAAUACAGUAUUUGUUUUAUAAAUUUUACAAUUUUUUCUGUAUUUAAUAUGAUCAGUCAUUUAGCUCACCAAUCGGAACAGCUGUGACGUGAUCUAAAGAAGAACGUUCUGCCUCAGUCAAAAACAGUGGCAUUAUGUUAACUUUGGGGGCCAUCUUUUCGCGGUUUAAACAAAAUAAACGUCAUAACUUUGGAUGGAAUAAUGAAGGCGAAUGUAUAAUCAUCAUAUAUGUAAAUUUCCUGGUGUAAGUUAAACUUAACAUCUUUAUCUCUUUGCACCCCUGUUUUUGCUAUAUUCACGAAGAACACGUGCUAGACUGCGUUUUAAUUGCGCACGGUUUUUCCUAGUCAAUUCGUGGAGGGUCACCCCAUACCAUUUUGCAAGAAAGUACACACAAGAAUAAGCCUCCUGUAAGCCGGCCAGUCAUUUGUUUUGUAUGUUGCAGGUACACUUCGUGUUAAUUAUCAUUUAAACAUUAUUUCGUGUUAUUAUCAUAUAAAUGAAAGAUUAUGUCUAA